AUGGGGCUCGGCCGGCUGGCUACCCCACCCUGGCCUCGUCACCUGCUGCGCUGCGUCCUGCUCCUCGGGAGCCUGCACCUCGGCCGCCCCGGCGACGCCGCCGCCCCCUCGGGUAAGGCGCUGCCAAAACCCAACGUCUUCCUCAUCUUCAGCCAUGGACUGCAGGGCUGCCUGGAGGCCCAGGGUGGACAGGUCAGAGUCACUGUCUCCUGCAAUGCCAGUCUCCCUGCCCAGCGCUGGAAGUGGGUCUCCCGAAAUCGCCUCUUCAACCUGGGUGCCAUGCAGUGCCUGGGCACAGGCUGGCCAGGCACCAACACCACCGCCUCCCUGGGCAUGUAUGAGUGUGACCGGGAGGCACUGAACCUUCGUUGGCACUGUCGCACACUGGGUGACCAGCUGUCCCUGCUCCUGGGAGGCCGAGCUAGCAAUGUCACCAAGGCUGGCACCCCUGAGCGUGGCGACCAGACCCGCGGUGGCCAGUGGCGCAUCUAUGGCAGUGAUGAGGACCUGUGUGCCCGGCCCUACUAUGAGGUCUACACCAUCCAGGGGAACUCCCACGGGAAGCCCUGUACCAUUCCCUUCAAGUACGACAACCAGUGGUUCCAUAGCUGCACCAGUACAGGUCGCGAGGACGGCCACUUGUGGUGUGCCACCACCCAGGACUAUGGCAAGGAGGAGCGCUGGGGCUUCUGUCCCAUCAAGAGUAAUGACUGUGAGACCUUCUGGGACAAGGACCAGCUGACCGACAGCUGCUACCAGUUCAACUUCCAGUCCACGUUGUCAUGGAGGGAGGCCUGGGCCAGCUGUGAGCAGCAGGGUGCGGACCUGCUAAGCAUCACGGAGAUCCACGAGCAGACUUAUAUCAACGGUCUCCUCACAGGCUACAGCUCCACACUCUGGAUUGGUCUCAAUGACCUGGACACCAAUGGUGGCUGGCAGUGGUCGGACAACUCGCCCCUCAAGUAUCUCAACUGGGAGAGUGAUCAACCAGAUAACCCGAGCGAUGAGAACUGUGGGGUGAUCCGCACUGAAUCCUCAGGUGGCUGGCAGAACCGUGACUGCAGCAUUGCACUACCGUAUGUGUGCAAGAAGAAGCCCAACGCCACUGCUGAGCCCACCCAUCCAGACAUGUGGGCCAACGUGAAGGUGGAGUGCGAGCCAAGCUGGCAGGCCUUCCAGGGCCACUGCUACCGCCUGCAGGCGGAGAAGCGCAGCUGGCAGGAGUCCAAGAAGGCAUGUCUGCGGGCCGGAGGGGACCUGCUUAGCAUCCACAGCAUGGCCGAGCUGGAGUUCAUCACCCAGCAGAUCAAACAGGAAGUGGAGGAGCUCUGGAUUGGCCUUAAUGAUUUGAAGCUGCAGAUGAAUUUCGAGUGGUCCGAUGGGAGCCUGGUGAGCUUCACCCACUGGCACCCUUUUGAGCCCAACAACUUCCGGGACAGCCUAGAGGACUGUGUCACCAUCUGGGGGCCGGAGGGUCGCUGGAAUGACAGUCCCUGCAACCAGUCCUUGCCGUCCAUCUGCAAGAAGGCGGGCCAGCUGAGCCAGGGCACUGCUGAGGAGGACCACGGCUGCCGGAAGGGUUGGACAUGGCAUAGCCCAUCCUGCUAUUGGCUGGGAGAGGACCAAGUGACCUACAGUGAGGCCCGGCGUCUGUGCACUGACCAUGAAUCCCAGCUGGUCACCAUCACCAACAGGUUUGAGCAGGCCUUCAUCAGCAGCCUCAUCUACAACUGGGAGGGCGAGUACUUCUGGACAGCCCUGCAGGACCUCAACAGCACCGGCGCCUUCCGCUGGCUCAGUGGGGAUGAGGUCAUGUACACCCACUGGAACCGGGACCAGCCUGGGUACAACCGUGGGGGCUGCGUGGCCUUGGCCACAGGCAGCGCCAUGGGGCUGUGGGAGGUGAAGAACUGCACAAUGUUUUGGGCUCGCUACAUCUGCCGGCAGAGCCUGGGCACGCCUGUGACGCCAGAGCUGCCGGGGCCAGACCCCACGCCCAGCCUUACCGGUUUGUGUCCCCAGGGCUGGGCCUCUGAUCCCAAACUCCGGCACUGUUAUAAGGUGUUCAGCUCAGACCGGCUGCAGGACAAGAGGACUUGGGUCCAGGCCCAGGGUGCCUGCCAGGAACUGGGGGCCCAGCUGCUCAGCCUGGCCAGCUAUGAGGAGGAGCACUUUGUGGCCAACAUGCUCAACAAAAUCUUUGGUGAAUCAGAGCCUGAAAUCCAUGAGCAGCACUGGUUCUGGAUGGGGUUGAACCGACGAAACCCGGGAAGCAGAGAGAGCUGGCGCUGGAGCGAUGGGCUGGGAUUCUCUUACCACAAUUUCGACCGGAGUCGACAUGACGAUGAUGACAUCCGUAGCUGUGCGGUGCUUGACCUGGCCUCCCUGCAGUGGGUGGCCAUGCAGUGCGACACGCAGCUAGACUGGAUCUGCAAGAUCCCCAGAGGCACUGAUGUGCAGGAGCCAGAUGUGGGUCCUCAAGGCCGGCGGGAAUGGCUGCAUUUCCAGGAGGCCGAGUACAAGUUCUUUGAGCACCACUCCACGUGGACGCAGGCACAGCGCAUCUGCACAUGGUUCCAGGCCGAGCUGACCUCCGUGCACAGCCAGGCGGAGCUCGACUUCUUAGGGCACAACCUACAGAAGUUCUCCCGCGGCCAGGAGCAGCACUGGUGGAUUGGUCUGCACACCGUGGAAAACAGUGGGCGCUUCAGGUGGACAGAUGGUUCCAUUAUCAACUUCAUCUCCUGGGCACCUGGCAAACCACGGCCAAUUGGCAAAGACAAGAAGUGUGUGUAUAUGACGGCCAACCGAGAAGACUGGGGAGACCAGAGGUGCCAGACAGCCUUGCCUUACAUCUGCAAGCGCAGCAACAGCACCAGAGAGACACAACCCCCAGAAUCACCACCCACAGCCCUGGGGGGCUGCCCCUCUGGCUGGAACCAGUUCCUCAACAAGUGCUUCCGAAUCCAGGGCCAGGAUCCCCAGGACCGAGUGAAGUGGUCAGAGGCUCAGUUUUCCUGUGAACAGCAAGAGGCCCAGCUGGUCACCAUUGCAAACCCCUUAGAACAAGCCUUCAUCACAGCCAGCUUGCCCAAUGUGACCUUUGACCUUUGGAUUGGUCUUCAUGCCUCCCAGAGGGACUUCCAGUGGGUGGAGCAGGAACCUUUGCUCUUUGCCAAUUGGGCACCUGGGGAGCCCUCUGGCCCCAGCCCAACUCCCAGCGGCAACAAGCCGACCAGUUGUACAGUGGUCCUGCACAGCCCCUCAGCCCCCUUCACUGGCCGCUGGGAUGACCGGAGCUGCACAGAAGAGACCCACGGCUUCAUUUGUCAGAAGGGCACUGACCCCUCCCUGAGCCCAUCCCCAGCAGCCUCGCCCCCUGCCCCGGGCACCGAACUCUCCUACCUCAACGGCACCUUCCGGCUGCUGCAGAAGCCGCUGCGCUGGCACGAUGCCCUCCUGCUGUGCGAGAGCCGUAACACCAGCCUAGCCCACGUGCCCGACCCCUACACCCAGGCCUUCCUCACACAGGCUGCCCACGGACUGCACACACCACUCUGGAUCGGGCUGGCCAGCGAGGAGGGUUCCCGGCGCUACUCGUGGGUCACAGAAGAGCCACUGAGCUAUGUGAGUUGGCACUACGGGGAGCCUGAGCAACCUGGGGGCUGCACCUAUGUGGAUGUGGAUGGCUCCUGGCGCACCACCAGCUGCAACACCAAGCUGCAGGGGGCUGUGUGUGGAGGUAAGGGUAGGCCCCCUUCUCCUGGAAGAAUAAGCUACCAAGGCAGCUGCCCCCAGGGCCUGGCCGACUCCAUGUGGAUUCCCUUCCGAGAGUAUUGCUACUCUUUUCACCUGGAGCUGCUGUUGGGACACAAGGAGGCGAUUCAGCGCUGCCAGAGAGUGGGCGGAACGGUCCUGUCCAUCCUGGAUGAGAUGGAGAACGUGUUCAUCUGGGAACAUCUGCAGAGCACGGAGGGCCAGAGUCUGGGUGCCUGGCUUGGAAUGAACUUCAACCCCAAAGGAGGCACCCUGGUCUGGCAGGAUAACACAGUGGUUAACUACUCCAACUGGGGUCCCCCUGGCCUGGGCCCCAGCAUGCUGAGCCACAACAGCUGCUACUGGAUCCAGAGCAGCAGCGGACUGUGGCGGCCCGGCGCCUGCGCCAACGUCACCAUGGGCGUGGUCUGCAAGCUCCCUCGAGCGGAGGAGAGCAGCUUCGCCCCCUCAGCUGCGCUCCCGGAGAACCCGGCCGCCCUGGUGGUGGUGCUGAUGGCGGUGCUGCUACUCCUGGCGCUGCUCACCGCAGCCCUGGUCCUCUACCGGCGGCGGAAGAACGCCGAGCGAGGGGCCUUCGAGGGUGCCCGCUACAGCCGCAGCUCAUCCGGCCCCGGCGAAGCCACGGAAAAGAACAUUCUGGUGUCCGACAUGGAAAUGAACGAGCAGCAAGACUAA
This is a messenger RNA of Elephantulus edwardii (Cape elephant shrew), 4452 nucleotides long. RefSeq names its product mannose receptor, C type 2 (gene MRC2). The transcript is spliced from 30 exons. The coding region runs from base 1 to 4452 and encodes 1483 amino acids. The record is from RefSeq and is a predicted model, not a curated record. Gene Ontology annotation, molecular function: signaling receptor activity. Lineage: Eukaryota; Metazoa; Chordata; Mammalia; Macroscelidea; Macroscelididae.